This is a messenger RNA of Centruroides sculpturatus (bark scorpion), 1443 nucleotides long. RefSeq lists its product as uncharacterized. NCBI's taxonomy places the organism in Eukaryota, Metazoa, Arthropoda, Arachnida, Scorpiones, Buthidae. The record is from RefSeq and is a predicted model, not a curated record. Bases 1 to 1443 code for a protein of 480 amino acids. Gene Ontology annotation, molecular function: RNA-DNA hybrid ribonuclease activity; nucleic acid binding. Gene Ontology annotation, biological process: DNA replication, removal of RNA primer. The transcript has 3 exons.
AUGACAUCUUCCACUAGCUUAAAAGCAGUCUGGGAUAAAAUCCAUAAAAUUAAUGGAAAAUAUGCUUCCCACUCUCUGUCCAUGCUGGAAAAUAAUGGCACAAUAAUCAGCGAUAUACAAAGUAUUGCUGAUACAUUGGUUGAUUGUACAGUAUUAGAUACUCAGCUGAGAAGGUUAUUUGAAGCUCGCUCAAGCAGUGUUCCUUUAUUCGCCAUAAGAAUAGAGAAUGUGAGCAGCACGAUUGACCUGAACACAGGCAACAUUUUACAGCUAGAGGUCUGUAAUAUAUCUUUUUGGUCAACUCCUGUGAUAAAUGUUGACCUUAGCUUAAAGCAAUUUCCAAAGGAAUCCACCCCAGACUAUGUCUACAAACAGCACUUUGCAGAAAUUCAACACCAUGACAGGAAUUUAAUUUCUAUUUAUACAGAUGGAUCUAAAUCUGAUGAUUACGUUGGCUCAGCUUUCGUCUGCCAGGAUGAAAUUGUGGCAGAACAAAUUGCGUUGAAUUCUUCCAUCUUUUCUGCAGAGUUGCAUGCUAUUUAUUUAGCUUUAAAGUAUAUAAAUAGGAAAGGUCAUCGUUCCUGUGUUAUUUACACUGACUCAGUUAGUGCACUUCAGGCUUUGAUUUCAUGUGAACCUAGUUCUCACUCUAUAGUGAUUAAAAUUCGUAAGCUCUUUUGCCAUCUUACUGCGAGUAAUUUCUUUGUAAAAUUUUGUUGGGUCCCAGGCCAUGUAGGUAUAAAAGGGAAUGAAGAAGCUGACGCAGCUGCAAAGUCAGCUACUCCUUUACAGCAUAUAAUGCGUAUUGAAGGAGUCGAUUUGAAGCUAGUAGUUAAAAAACGACUAGCAGAGAGAUGGCAAAACGUGUGGAAUGCACAAGUCCACAAUAAACUACAUGAGAUCAAGCCAAAUAUAGAAAAUUGGACACAUAAUAAACAGUAUGACAGGAGAUCUGAAGUAAUUCUUACUCGUUUGAGAAUUGGGCAUACUCGGUUGACUCAUCAAUACCUUUUGAAGGGUGAAGACCAGCCAGUAUGCGAGUAUUGCAACUGCUUUCUAAGUGUAAAACACAUGCUUUGCAACUGCACAGCUUUGGAUCAAAGUCAUAGACAGCAUUUUGGAAAUGCAAGUUUGAGAGAGAUUUUGCGCCAGAGGCCAAAUCUUCACAAAUUAUAUAACUUUUUGAAAGUGAAUAAUAUUUAUAAACAGAGGUUUAAUUUUCUCGCGCCGUUUUAUAAUCGUCUCAUUUGCAAGGGAAUUGUUUCAAAUCCGACGGGAAGUGCUACGGAUUCUUCCCGUUUAGAUAUGGUUGUUGGCUUCCGCUCAUCUUCUCUCUCCUCAGGAAUGUUGGAAAGCGGUGUAGCCUUCACAGUAAUCGGUAACCGUUCGGUCAUCUCCGUUAUGUCGGGUUCUAUUCAUUCUUCUCUUUUGAAAGAUGGAUAA